Messenger RNA from Trichechus manatus latirostris (Florida manatee), 3273 nucleotides. It is a transcript of the gene NLRP14, whose product is annotated as NLR family pyrin domain containing 14. The record is from RefSeq and is a predicted model, not a curated record. Bases 1 to 3273 code for a protein of 1090 amino acids. Gene Ontology annotation, molecular function: protein binding. Gene Ontology annotation, biological process: regulation of inflammatory response. Gene Ontology annotation, cellular component: cytoplasm. NCBI's taxonomy places the organism in Eukaryota, Metazoa, Chordata, Mammalia, Sirenia, Trichechidae. The transcript has 11 exons.
AUGGCAGCUUCAUCAUCAUCUUUCUUUUCUGAGUUUGGGCUGCUUUUGUAUUUGGAGGAGUUGAACAAAGAGGAGUUAAAUAAAUUUAAGUUACUCCUAAAGAAUGAGACCGUGGAACCUGGGCACUGCCAAAUACCUUGGACUGAAGUGAAGAAGGCCAAUAGGGAGGAUCUGGCUAACCUGAUGAACAAGUAUUAUCCAGGAGAGCAGGCCUGGAGUGUGGCUCUCAAAAUAUUUGGCAAGAUGAACCUGAAGGAUCUGUGUGAGAAAGCAAAAGCAGAGAUCAGCUUAACAGCCCAGACCACGGGACCAGAGGACACCAAGGCCAGACAGGCCCAGGGAGAUCAGGAGGCAGUACUGGGUGAUGGAACAGAAUACAGAAUACAAAUAAAGGAAAAAUUCUGCAUCAUGAGGGACAAGAACCCUUUACUUGGAGAAUCGGAAGAUUUCCAUCAUGGAAUUACUCAGGAAGGUCGAGAACUGUUGGAACAUUUGUUUGAUGUGGAUGUCAAAACUGGUGAGCAGCCACAGACAGUGGUGCUGCAGGGGAUUGCUGGAGUUGGGAAAACAACCUUGGUGAGAAAUGCAAUGUUAGAUUGGGCAGAGGGCAAUCUCUAUCAGCAGAAAUUUAAGUAUAUUUUCUAUCUCAGUGCAAGAGAAAUUAACCAGCUGAAAGAGAAGAGCUUUGUUCAGCUUAUAUCGAAAAACUGGCCUAGAAGAGAAGGCCCCAUUGAAAGGAUCAUGUCCCAGCCGGGUAGUCUCCUUUUUAUUAUUGAUAGUUUUGAUGAACUGAACUUUGCUUUUGAGGAACCUGAGUUUGCACUGUGCAAUAAUAGGACCCAGGAACACCCAGUGUCCUUCCUCAUGAGUAGUUUGCUGAGGAAAGUGAUGCUCCCUGAGUCCUCGUUAUUGGUCACAACAAGACUCACAGCUUAUAAGAGACUAAAACAUUUGUUGAAGAGUCACCGUUGUGUACAGCUAGUAGGAUUGUCUGAUGAUGCAAGAAAGGAGUAUAUUUACCAGUUUUUUGAAGACAAGAAGUGGGCCAUACAAGCAUUCAGUUCACUAAGAAACAAUGAGACGCUUUUUAACAUGUGCCAAGUCCCCCUAAUGUGCCGAGUCAUUUGUGCUUGUCUGAAGCAGCAAAUGGAGAAGGGAGCUGAUGUCAGCUUGACCUGCCAAACCACCACAGCUCUAUUCACCUGCUUGUUCACACCUGUAGAUAGAAGCUAUCCUAGUCUAACCGACCAAAUCCAACUGAAGAAUCUGUGCCACUUGGCUGCCAAGGGAAUAUGGACUAUGACAUACGUGUUUUACAGGGAAAGUCUCAGAAAGCACGGGUUAACUAAAUCUGAUGUCUCAGUUUUCCUGGACAUGAAUAUUCUUCAGAAGGAUUCUGAGUAUGAAAAUUGCUACGUGUUCACCCACCUACAUGUUCAGGAGUAUUUUGCAGCUAUGUUCUAUACGUUGAAAGGCAAGUGGGGAACCACGGACCAUUCCUUCCAGUCUUUUGAGGACUUGAAGCUGUUACUUGAAAGCAAAGCUUAUGAAGACACCCAUUUGAUGCAAAUGAAAUGCUUUUUGUUUGGCCUUUUGAAUGAAGAUAGAGUAAUACAACUGGAGAAAACCUUUUAUUGUACAAUGUCACUGGGGCUAAAAUGGGAGUUACUUCAGUGGAUAGAAACAUUAGGAAACAGUGAAUAUUCUCCAUCACAGCUGAGAUUUCUGGAGUUGUUUUACUAUCUGUAUGAGACUCAGGAUGAAGCAUUUGUAAGCCAGGCAAUGAGCUGUUUCCAAAAGAUUGACGUUGAUAUUUGUGGGAAAAUCCAUUUGCUUGUGUCUUCAUUCUGCCUUAAGCACUCCCAAUGUUUACAGACCAUUAAACUGACUGUAACUGUAGUAUUUGAGAAGAUGUUAAACUCAAGGCCCCCAGAUGAAACUUGGCAAAUAGAUCAUGAUCACAUUACUCAUUGCUGGCAAGACCUCUGUUCUGUGCUUCAUACAAAUGAAGACUUGAGAGAAUUGGACCUGUUUCAUAACAACCUUGAUGAAUUAGCGAUGAAGAUUCUUUGUCAAGAACUAAGGCACCCAAAUUGUAAACUACGAAAAUUACUGUUGAGAUUUGUUUCCUUCCCUGAUGGUUGCAAGGAUAUCCUUAGUGCUUUGACUCAGAACCAGAAUCUGAUACUUCUGGACCUGAAAGGGAGUGAUGUAGGGGAUAAUGGAGUAAAGUCAUUAUGUGAAGCCUUGAAACGCCCAGAAUGUAAACUACAGAAUCUGAGGCUGGAAUCCUGUAACCUAACUACAGUUUGUUGUCUAAAUAUCUCUAAGGCUCUCAUCACAAACCAGAGCCUGAUAUUUCUGAAUCUGUCAACCAAUAAUUUAUUGGACAUUGGAGUGGAGUUGUUGUCUGAGGCCUUGAGACAUCCAAUGUGUUACCUACAGAGACUGUCUAUAGAAAGGUGUGGCCUCACGGUAGCUGGCUGUGAGGAUCUCUCUUCUGCCCUCAUCAGCAAUAAAAGACUGACACAUUUAUCCUUGGCAGACAAUGUCUUGGGAGAUGAUGGAGUAAAGCUUAUUAGUGAUGCCUUGAAACAUCCACGGUGUACUCUACGGAGCCUUGUGCUGAGGCGUUGCUAUUUCACUUCACUUAGCAGUAAAUAUCUCUCAGCUUCUCUUCUACUCAACAAGAGCCUGACACAUCUGGAUCUGGGGUCAAAUUGUCUAAAAGAUGAUGGAGUAAAGCUUAUGUGUGAUGUCUUUCGGCAUCCAAGCUGUAAUCUUCAGGAUCUGGGAUUGAUGGGCUGUGCUCUUACCAGUGCAUGCUGCCUAGCUAUAGCUUCUGCUAUUUUGAACAACUCAAACUUGAGGAUCCUGGACCUUGGGAACAAUAAUUUACAGGAUGAUGGAGUGAAAAUUCUGUGUGAGGCUUUGAGACAUCCAAGCUGCAACAUCGAGAGACUUGGGUUGGAAUACUGUGGUUUGACCUCCCUUUGUUGUCAGGAUCUCGCUGCUACUCUUAGCAGCAACCAAAGACUCACAAAAAUAAAUCUGACACGGAAUAUCUUAGGGUGUGAAGGAAUAAAAAAGUUGUGUGAAGUCUUGCAGUCUCCCGGAUGUAAACUACAAAUUCUAGGGUUGUGCAAAGAGGCGUUUGAUAAGGAAGGCCAGAAACUGCUGAAGGCUGUGGGAGUUAGCAAUCCACAUCUAAUCAUUAAGUCCACCUGUAAUGACCAGAAUGAAGAAGAUGGGUCCUGGUGGCAGCAUUUCUGA